Molecule: messenger RNA, 615 nt
Organism: Guillardia theta CCMP2712
Lineage: Eukaryota; Cryptophyceae; Pyrenomonadales; Geminigeraceae
Exons: 1
Biological process (GO): protein phosphorylation
Molecular function (GO): ATP binding; JUN kinase kinase kinase activity
Source: RefSeq, a predicted model, not a curated record
CUGGGCAAGGGAGGGUUCGGGCUUGUCUUCCAGGGGAAGUACAAAGGUGCUGACGUGGCAGUCAAGGAACCUCACGACCCCGAGGCACUGCACGAGGAGGAGGCCUUGAAGAAGUCUUUCUUCAGAGAGGCGAAGAACCUCUACCGCCUGUCCCACCGCAACGUGGUAGCGCUGGUGGGGGGCAUCGUGUCGGACGACUGCGGAGAUCCAUGCUACAUGAUGGUGACCGAGCUGCUGCCCCAAAGCCUUCAGAAGGAAAUGGAGAUACUGCAAGAGCUUGAUGGCGAGGAGCGAUGCAAGCGACAAGACAGGCUAAUGAUUGAGCUGGCAGAGGGCCUGGCGUACCUGCACUCUGCCGGAAUCAUUCACAAAGACAUCAAAUCUCAGAAUGUGAUGGUGGAUACAAGUGGAUCUCCCAAGUACAUUGACUUUGGGCUGUGCAAACAAGAGCAGGUAACGACUUCGACGGCCAGCACUCGCCUUGCUGGAACUCUGUACUGGAUGUCGCCUGAAAGGAAACGAGGAGGAGCAGCCUCUGCCAAGUCCGACGUGUACUCACUUGGUCUGCUCCUGGUGUACAUGCUGACCAUGGCGAAGCUUCCAGAGGGUGAAGAA